GAAGGAAAAAAAUGGCGACAUAAAUUUUCUUGAAAAAAUAAUGUCAGGACGCCCUCCAAAUGAAAGAGGGCCAGCGGGCAACCCGCACGAUGUGUCCUCUCCAUACAAAAGGCCCCGCCCCCAGAGCCCCGUACAACAGCGGCCUGGGUACCCCUACCCACAGGAUCCUCAGAGCCACAGGAACUACCCUGGAGUGCCAGCCACAGCAUCAGUGUAUCCUAUGUAUAGACAAGACUUCCAGGGAGCUGACCAGGCCGGGAGGGACCGUUACAGGGAGGAAUACCUUCAGAUCCCCCGCCGCCCCACCCUGCUUCAUGACUUCCAGGCCCACAGAGCCGCCAACCUAGACAGAUACAGAACUAGAGAGGCUUAUAGUGGCUACAAUCAGGAUACAAUGGGGAACAUUCAGGUAUCACAAGGGGGAGGGGACCCAGGCCCCAGUACAAGCCAAGUCAACCCCUCAUCUGGCGGCCCUCAGACCCCCAAACGACCCCGACUUGUCAUGGAAAGACCAGAGUUACAGCCCCUACAAAUAGACAUUAAAAAGGAACCGACCUACAACCCCCAAGUGGAGGCCAUCUCCCCAACCCUGCCCCCUGAUGAGACGAGCCAGUCCUCCAAGGAUCAGCUCCUACAGGCCAUCAGUAAAGUCGACAGGGAGAUCAGCAAAGUGGACCGAGACAUCCAUAAACUCAAGAAAAAACAAGAACAGCUGGAAUUGGAGAAAUGUAAGCCUCCAGAGGAAAAACAGAAGGUCAAGGACAUUGUCGUGCCAGAGACCAAACACCAGAGCAUAGCUCAAAUCAUCUAUGCUGAAAACAGGAAAAAAGCAGAGGAAGCCCAUAACAUGUUUGCCAAAUUAGGGCCGAAGAUAGAUCUGGUAUGUUUUAAAUUGCCUCUGUACAACCAGCCAUCUGAUACGACAGUGUACCAUGAGAACAAGAGAAAGUAUGCUGAAUUUAAGCCAAGGCUUCUUUUGCAUUUUAAAAAGAGGCAGCAGGAAAAAAGAAUACGGGAGAGGUAUCUCACAGAAAGAUAUGAUCAGUUGAUGCAAGUUUGGCUGAAGAAAAUUGAAAGAAUUGAAAGUAGUGCUAAGAGAAAAGCUAAAGAUGCCAAAAUGAGGGAGUAUUUUGAAAAAGUAUUCCCAGAAAUCAAGAAAAACAGAGAGGAUAAAGAGAGGUUUUCUAGGGCAGGGACUCGUGGAGGUAAUAAUGGUGUGUAUGCUAGAAGUGAGGCAGAGCUGGAGCAGAUUAUGGACGGGCUACAUGAACAGGAGGAAGAGGAUAAGAAGAUGAGGAGUUAUGCUGUUGUGCCCCCUAUGAUGUUGGAUGCUCGACAACGUAAACUGCGGUACAUAAACAACAAUGGCCGAGUAGAUGACCCAAUGGCAGAGUACGAAGAAGGGAAGUUUAUCAAUGUCUGGACAGCGCAGGAGAAGAACAUCUUCAAGGAAAAGUAUCUACAGCAUCCCAAGAAUUUCUCCUACAUAUCCCAGUUCCUAGAGAGAAAGAGUGUUGCGGACUGUGUGCAGUAUUACUACCAGACCAAGAAAACUGAAAACUACAAAAGUCUCCUGCGUAAACAGACUGUUAGGAAACAAAAGUGGAAGAAACCUCAGCAAACAGCCACCCGCCCCCAGGAAGACGGGAACAAGGAUCGGCCCGGGGAGGGGGAGGAUGAGGUGGUUUCGUCCGCCACCUCAGAGCAGCAGGUGGAGCCCUCAGACAGCUGUGCUCCAGCCUCCUCCUCAAGUGAGGCAGAUAUCAAGAUCAAAGAGGAGGAGUUCUCCUCAGAUGACAAUGAGGCAAUGCCAGCGGUCACUGCAGGGGGAGAAGGGGAUGGUGGUGCCCAUAAUUGUGCCAUUUGUGAUAUGCUAUUGGAGCACUAUGGUCUGAGUCGACCUUUGACCCAGAGUAACUGUGACCUUUAUGGUAUGAAGGAAGAGAAUCUCAAACCUGAAAUGAGAGUCUGCAGCAGUUGUCGCUGUAAAUCAGUGCGCCGCAGAUACACACAAUGCCCUGUUCCUUCAUGUAAAACACCAAAGAGAAAAGUCAAGCGUCUAAGACCCCUGCCCCCUAAAUGGUCUGAGAUGACGGCAGAGGCCAAGGAACCAGUCAUAAAAGAACUACAACUUACUGAUGAUAUCACAAAGUGCUGCUCAGCUUGCUUUAAUCGGAUAGCAAGGAAACUGGGAACCAGCACAGUGCCUGGGGACCAGAAUUCACAAAUGGCCCCUGAAACAACAGAAGCCACAGAGAGUGUAGAAACAUCACGUUGGACAGAAGAGGAGAUGGAAAUAGCUAAGCAAGGUCUGAGAAAUCAUGGCAGAGAUUGGGUAGCCAUUGCCAGUAUGGUGCCAACAAAGACGGAAGCUCAGUGUAAAAACUUCUACUUCAACUACAAGAAAAAGCUUAAUCUAGAACAAAUUGUACAGGAACAUGCCAAAGAAAAGGUUCUCAACUCUCAGGAGGUAGACAAGAGGACCACUUCUAUUUGUGAGAGCAUUGCGUCCACGGUGACUGCCCCCUCUGAUGUGGAGGACAUGUCCUCAGGGAUGGAGGACAAUGAUGAGGACAAUGACUCAGACACCACCAGUGCUCCUAGCCCCUCGGCACAGAGGAUUGAGGAAGUUACCAUGAAAGAGGACAAGCAGGAGGGGAACACAGGGACCGAAUUAUCUUCUAACUUCCAGGGUCCCACCACAAUGGGUCUCCCUCAGAAUCUGACCGCUAACAAGCCCCUGAGUGCCUCCCAGGGCAGCCUGAGGAGUGUGGAUAACGACAGUAGUGCUACCAUGAGUGCUGACGAAGCCCCUCCUCCAGGGGGUCAGCCCCCCAGGGAACCACAGAAUGAGCCAAGAGACACAUUUAGCCCUAGAACUUCAGGAAUACCUGCCUCAAAACUGCCUAUCCAGCAGCAGAACACUGGGGGCUUCCCUCAUCAGCCCUCCCCAACAGGUCCAACACACAUGCAGCCUUCUCCAACAACCCAGACUCACCUACAGCAGAUGAUGCAAGGGGCCCAGUUAGGGGUGCCCACUCAGCCCAGACCUUCCACAAGCCCAGGAUUACCAAUGAGAGGUGGGCCACUUCCUCAUCCAUCAGCUGUCCGACAGAGCCCAGUGCCCGGUAGAGUGGCUUCCAGUCCAGCUCUGGAGGUCGAUCACGGUCACCCAUCUCGCCCGUCCAGUCGAGAUGUAAGAGAAGUCCAGCCAGUCAUGGGACAGGCAGGGAACCCAGCAGUGUUAGAUUAUUCAGGCAGACAGCCACCCCAGGGUCAGCAGGGAAGAAACAGCAUGUAUAAUAUUAUGUAUCAGGGGGAGAACGCUCAACACAGACCCUCCAGUGCCAUGUCAGAGCCAGGAUUUGUCAACCAGGGCCACCUCAGCAGAAGUAUGUCACCAGUUGUAACCGGUAACAAAAGUAACCUGAGCCAGAAUGAUGCCAAGCGUAUGUCUUGUGUGAGGGAUCUCAUCCACUCUGCUAUUGAGAGAAAUUUGGUCCAGCCUGAUCGCCCUGUUGAGAGACCUCAAGAAAAACGUCCUGCCUCCUCAGAGCCAAUAUACAGAGGUCAGCCCAUGGUUCCAGGUGCUGGUCAAUACAAUGUCCAGGAUCUCCGUAAAGAGAAGCCUGAUUAUGGUGGACGCCAUUCUGCUUCUCCUUAUCACAUGCCACCAGGCAGAAUGGAGAGAGAACCCCCAGACAGCAGAGACAGAGGAGGGGAUCUCCCCCAAGAUCUCUCUAAAGCUCCUUCUGGCUACAGGGGAAAUCCCCGUGAUUUUGGUAGCCAGCCCCAGUAUGAGUACAGAAGACCUGCUGAGGACCCCCUGCCCAGAUCUUCAGGACCACCACCUGCCCACUCUCAGAAACCCACUGGAUAUUUUCAUAGUGAGGCACUGCCAUUGACUAAUAGACCUCCAUCUGUGGAACAGAAAUCUCCUCAGCCGUACCUUCAUGACAGGCAAGCUGUUUCUCCAGCUAUCAGCCGACACAUCCCACCAAGCACUUCCCCUUUCACAGGAAUGCCCCCCAAUAUGGACCCACAUGCUCGUGGACAGCCCCGCCAGGCCAUUCCACCACCCCCUCCAUUGAUAAAUAGCAAAGGACCAUCUCCAAAGCUGAAUACAAAAUCUCCCCCAUCAACAGGUCAUCCUUCUAUGUUGGUGCCUGGUUCUGUCAUGCAUUCAGGCUCUGGAUCAAUUACACAAGGUACACCUGUAAGGACAGUUGCUCAGAGCAUUAAUCCAAGUCAGUUGGCCAAUAUGGCACAGCGACAAGAGGCAAUCCACAGGCAGCAGAAUUUACAAGGCCAGCCAAGGAUGCCCAGUGGAUCAAUAACCAGUGGUACUCCUGUGAAUAGAGAGAUGGGGAUUCGAGGUGCCCCUGGAAGCAUGGAGGGACCUAGGAUGCAAAUGCAGUGGGAGCAGCAGCAAAGAAUGAUGAUGGAACAGCAGAUGAUAAGGCCUCCACAGCAGUAUCCACAGCCAGGGAUGCCUUUUCAUUAUCAGCCAGAGAACAGCACCAGACAGACUAUAAGAUGUGAUUUUGAAACUUCUCGGCAGAUGGGUGGACCUCACAGGAAACAGGAAAGUCAGCCCUCACCGAGAGGCAAAGAGACAAAGCCAGGCCCAUACCCAGGAUCUUUAAUGCCGGGAUACACACAGACAAGCCAGGGACUGAUCUAUCUUCAACCUGGACAGAUGCCCAUGCAGCCUGAUAGGAGGUUGUCACCUCAUCCAUCCCAUAAUGCACCACCACAUGAGGAGAAACCUAGUGGUUGGCCCAAACAAGGAAUGCCUGGUCCAGGCCAAGUUCCACAUGACCGACCAAGUAUAACCCAUGGCACAGGACGCCCUAGUGUGAUUACGGCCAAUGAAAGACCAGACUACCCAGGGGAGGGUAUGCGGGGAACUCAAGGUGCACAUUCACCAAGAUACGAUCCACUUUUACGUCAGCAGCAGCAACAACCAAGGUCCAGCAUACCGGCUACCACUUUAGCAGCUCAGCAACAGGAGUACAACAGAAGACAAAUGCAGGAGAGGCAGGAGCAACAAGAGAGGGAGAACGCCAACAAAAACAAGGCAUUUAAUCUGGAGGAGCAGAUCAGGCGGGAAAUAAUGGAGUCCCCAAAACAAGAUGACAGAGGUUUUAAAAGUGACACAGAGUCCAACAAAAGCUCCUCAAACAGAUCCUCUCCAGGAUUCAGGAAUACUACCAGUAACAUCCAAACUCCAGCGGAAUUCUUUAAAGUGUUUGCUCAGGACCCAAGUGGAACAAAUCGCUCUGGAAGUGAGAGACAAGCUUCCUUAACUGCCGCAAACUUAAUUGAUGCUAUUAUCAUCCACCAGAUUAACAAUUCAACUGAGGAAACUGCCACCACCAAGCCUGAGGCAUCCUCUGUGGUAUCCUCUAUGCCCCGCCCAAAACAGGAGCCACCAGAUUCAGCACCACAGCCAGUACCACACUCCACUCCUCCAGACCAGAAGUCACCACCGGCCAUGCAUGGCAAGAAACGCUGGGUCCACGAGUCCCAGCAGAGACCAGUACAGUCCUCUCCAAUGCCAAGCACACCACAGAGUGGAUCAGGACAAGUGUCUGAUAGCGAGAACAGUCCAACCACAUCCAGUAUGGAGGCUAGGACCCCCAAAUCUGAGGGCCCUGGUGGGGAACAGAAAAGUAGCAUGACCCUAGGGGAACACAUCACCUCCAUCAUAAUGAUGGAUUACGGUAAUACCAAACCGUCUGCCAAAGCCAAUGUUCUGAGUCAGAUUAACGGGAGUCCAGAGGAUUCUCCACCAGUGAGUAAAUCGGGCACCCCAGUCAGUGCUAUUCCAGAUCAGUCGUCCCCUGGGAAACCCCUGACCUCCCAGGGUCAGACGGACGGGGUGUCACAGUCCACCGACUCUCGACCCCGGAGCUUCUCUACCGGGGCCACUACUCACCCAGGGUUUGUGCCAUCAGUUCACGGACACAAGUGGAAGAAAGCCCACAUGCAUCAGGAAGCAGUAGGAUCUCGGAGUUCCUCCUCUGGUUCUGGAGAGAUGUACCCAGACAGUAUGACUCCACACCCUGGUGAGGGGGACCGUAGUCACCACCCCGACCAGUCACGCUCCCCUCAUAUCACCAGUGGCACCGAGCCGGUCUCCCCGCCCGGAGCCCCAGAAAGUAGUGAGGCACUGCCUGCCAAGACUUCUCCCCCUCCCUCACCUCGCUCUCGAUCUGGUUCACUGAAUAUCUCUUCAACUGUAGCCGCCAAUCACCAGCAUAUCUCCAGUCUAUUAUCUAGACCAAACACUGCUGGUGGUCAUCAAGCUGAAUGUUCUGUGUCCUCCCCUCAAGUUUCUGAAGUGGCCUCUAGCUCUAAGCCUGACAACAGCCAGCUAGGAAACUUGUCACCUCUAGAUUAUGUUAAGAACAAGAUCGCAGAGGUUCUACGGGAUGAGUAUGAUACCAAAUCACAGGCUGGGGUAUCUUCUAUGCAUCAGAGGAGCCACCAGCAGAAAAUGGCACAGCCAGGGAUGAGUCAUCUACAGAGCUCUACAAACACAGGGAUGAAUCGUUCUAUGUCUCCCAUGGCAGGUGGUCACCACCAACAGCAACCUGAGCCGGAGUCUACUCAGCAAAGAGGCUGGGAGAAUCAGCAGAGAGAGAUGCACUCUCAGCAACAUGGAGACAACCAAGCAACAUCACAGCAACAUCAGCAUGAAAUCUUUCCAUCAAGUACCUCUUCCUCAAGUGAGCAGCAUCAGUAUCAGGACCCCAUCAGCAAACAUCUCAGCUCUAGUGAUGAAGUCAGUGAUAGCUCCAGCACAUCCUCUCAACCUGUCUCUCAAAUGUCUGCUGCACAUGCUAAGAAACGCAUGUUUGCUCGGGGAAGAGUCAAGUAUGGAGCAGAUGAUGCACAGAGCAAAUAUUCUCAGCAGAAAUCGACCCCAACUUCUAUGUCAGAAGUUCAGAGAGCAUCAACAACAACAGACAAGAAGGGACCUAGAUCAGAGUACGACUUCCCAGAUAGUCCAGAUGAUGAUCCAGUGGUGAAAGGAAGCUAUAUGGCUCUGUCAAGCACAACCAGAAGUCCUCGUAGAGGAAUUGUAGAUAGUUCUGAUAACCGUUCUUCAGACCGUGGCAAUGACUCACAAGUUCAAAGUUCAGACUCCAGAUUUGGAAUGGACCAUGGAGAGGCACAGAGUUCAGAGGCUCAGUCAUACAUAAGACCAGAGCAAAAUAUUGACAGUCGCUUCAUAAGGAAGUCCUCAAAACAUGAUACCUCAGAGGUGGACGAAAGUUCUAAUGUGUCCCAUCCCAGUAUAGACAGCACUCACUCCGACAGAAUGAUCAUUGAUGAAUCUGUAGGUGCCAUUGACAGCUCCUCUGCAGCAGACGUGACCUCCGCAUCACCUCAGCGAGAUAGGUCAAAGUCCUCAAGGUCAUCUAAAGACAGUGAGAACAGUCCACGCAGUAGUACCGACAUCCAGGAUGGGGGAGAACGCCUGUCCCAAAGUCGCACCCCCGACAGCGCUGUAGGCUCAUUCACACAUAGAUCUAGGUCACCAAGGGGAGGGGAUUCUCAUUUUCCUGUUCUUGAUACAACCACUCACCCUCACUCCAGUUCAGAGAUGCCAACCUCAGCUGGAUCUAACAUCCCCACCAGUACUACUGCUGCUUCAAUGCCAUCUCCCUACUCCGCGAGCGGUCAGCAGGUGGGGUCCUCAGGGGAUGGGGAACAUGGAUUUCAGCAGAGGAACCACGAACCAGCUCUCCUUCUGUCAUCACAAUAUGAAACCCUGUCUGAUGAUGACUGAAGGUCACCAUUGUAAUGAAUGAUGAAGAAAACAAACAAAAUAUUCAAGGACACCAUAUGUAAAAGUCGUGUUCAUCUUUAUUCCAUCCCCUCUAGGACAUUUGGGCUAGAUUUCAUGGUUAAAGUUCACAUUAUUUCCCUGCAUUUGGUUUCUAUUCCGUCAGGAUUAGUGCUCCAUGCUUUACUUGUUACAUUUAUUGUAUAGAGUGUCCUUUGUGUCUGUGAUGACUUUAUUUAGACUAGAUGUCAUACAUCUGUUGUAGUUUUGAAAUAUUUUAUCGUAGUUUAAGAACCACACAGCCACAAAUUUCAUGGAAUGUGUGCUAUGUCUGUUGUAUUUUAGUGUGUUAGAACAUUAGUUUGUAUCAAAAGAAAUCAUACAAGCAAAAAGGUCAAGUGAAGUUACAUUAACUUAAAGUUAUGGUAUUUAGAUUUGUGUUUGUAUGGAUAUUGUGGGAGUACAUGUAUUACAUGCAAAUAACUGAGUAAGAAAAUACUGCAUUUAGAAGUAAUUUUGUUAGAUGUAUGGGGGUGGGUGUUUCCGUUUUUUUUUUUUUUUU
Molecule: messenger RNA, 8360 nt
Organism: Saccostrea cuccullata (small rock oyster)
Lineage: Eukaryota; Metazoa; Mollusca; Bivalvia; Ostreida; Ostreidae
Product: nuclear receptor corepressor 2-like
Exons: 29
Coding region: 41-7801 (2586 amino acids)
Biological process (GO): negative regulation of transcription by RNA polymerase II
Cellular component (GO): chromatin
Molecular function (GO): transcription corepressor activity
Source: RefSeq, a predicted model, not a curated record